AUGCCAGACUAUACCUUUCCUCCCGCCCCGUCUUCAGACCACCUGGAGUUGAGACGGCCACCCUCUUCACCUGGCCAAAUUCCUGAGCCUGCUCCUCCUAUUGCACAUGGCUCGGCAUAUAUGGAUAUACUUAACAUCCAACAAGCCAGGAGAUCACCCCCAGGCCGGGAUCCGUAUUACCACCCAAUCGCAAGGGCAUACGCCUACCAUGGAGCAAAGAUCCCCGCCCACAAGACGGUAUUGCCAGCGGAUUGGCCACCACCAUCGGAUUUGGAGCAGCAGCUGCCCCAGGCGAUGUAG
Messenger RNA from Rhizoctonia solani, 300 nucleotides. RefSeq lists its product as uncharacterized. NCBI's taxonomy places the organism in Eukaryota, Fungi, Basidiomycota, Agaricomycetes, Cantharellales, Ceratobasidiaceae. Bases 1 to 300 code for a protein of 99 amino acids. The transcript has a single exon. The record is from RefSeq and is a predicted model, not a curated record.